GCCCAUGUGACCGGCCGGUUGUCCAGCUGGAAGCAGCUGUUGGACAGGAUGAGCAGGAAGGAGAGCGAGCUGGAGGGUCGCCUCGACAACAUGCUGUCACGCAUCGCCAUGGAGACGCAGGAGAUCAAAGAGCUGGAGCAACAGCUAACCGAUGGUCAGAUUUUGGCUAAUGAAGCUCUUCAGAGAGAUUUGGAGGGAAUCAUCUCAGGACUUCAGGAAUAUCUGAGAGGACUCAGAGAGCAGGCUGGUCGCGCUCAGCAGCAGGUUCACAAUCUGCAGGCUGAGAAUCAGAGUCUACAGCUCCACCUGGAGGACACUCAGAGACACUGCAGACAGCUGGAGGACACCGCCAGGACACACAGACAGGACAUGUCCAUCCAGCAGGAGGAACUGUCUGUGUUGAGGAUGGAAGCCCAAGCUCUGAGAGACAGACAGGUGCAGAGCAGCAGACAGCAGGUGGAGCUGGAGGCGGAGCUUCAGCUGCUGAGGGAGGAGCUAACCCGACAGAUCACUCUGGGACAGUUGGAAUGUGGUUCUCUGCAGGCAGCUGUAGACAAAGAGAAACAGAUCAGAGAGAUCAGAGAGUCUCAGCUACAGUCAACCAUCGACACACUGCAGGAUGAGAAAUCAUCACUUCAGCAAGUAGUCCAGAAACUCCAGGCCCAACUAAACUGGACCAAAGCCCAGUUUCACCAGUCCAGAACCCAGUGUAAAGACACUAAAACCCACUUAGACCAGGUCAGAGUACAACUGGACUGUUUCACAGCUGCCUUGUUGGAUCCUGAGGAGGUUCACAGAAGACCAGAGGAGCUGGAUGGAGACAAGUACAGUCCUCAGGACAUGUUGUCCAGGAGUGUGGAUCAGCUGUACAGGGCGAUCCAGCAGACCAGGAUCAGCAGGGAGCAACUGCAACAAGACCAUAACCACAGCCAGGAACAGAUAGCUAGACUGCAGGGCCAGCUAGACCAGGAUCAAGAAUACAUAGCCCAGCUGGAAGCCCAGGUGUCCCAGGACCAGGCCCAGGCAGCCCAGCUGAAAGCCGAGGUGAUCUAUGGCGCGGAGCAGGACUCGGACUGGAGGCUGAAGGAGGAGCAGGAGAAACUGAGAGUCAGUCUGCAGACUUCCCAGAGCAGAAACAGACUCAUUCAGCACAAACUGGAGGCGGAGCUGGAGCAGAGCCGUCUGCAGCUUCAGGACGUCCAGCAGGAGAGAGACACUCUGCUACAGCAGCUGCGUUCACAGAGCGACGGUCACCAGAGGAGCCUCGGACGUCUGAACAGGAAACUACGGCAGCUCAGCAGGUCCAUGUGUGAGUCCGAUCAGCUGACAGCCGAACAGCUGAAGUCGACCUCCGAACAGCUGAGAGCUCUGAACCACAGCGUGGAGCUGCUGCACACACACACACAGCAGGACUCUGUGGAGGAACUCGAUGGCAGCGAUCACACACCGACACCUCAGUCUGAACACACACACACAGUGCAGGAGCUGAGGGCCGAGCUGGAUAAAUCUCAGAGACACACACACAGACUGAGACAGAAGCUGGACCGGACCAGAAACAGGACCAGAAACAGGACCCGGACCAGAGAUGGAGGACGGUGGUGCUUCAUACCUCCAGGACACAGUGCUCACAGUCUGGGCUCUCUGGGGACUCAGGACUCUGGUUUGGGGCUGCAUUACCUGAGUACUCCAGACAGGGGGCGGCAGCAGGACCGACCACCCACCGGAGGAGGGUACUGGGUCUACAUCCCCCCCACAAACAGCGACUCUGACACAGCAGAGUGGAGGGACAGCGGAGGAGGCAGCGACGCUGACGGGACUCCUCCCCCAGCUGCACCGGCCUCUGCUGGACUCUCUGACACGCCUCUGGUUGGACCUGCCUGGCUGCUCUGUGGUCCUCCAGCAGGAGGCGCUGCACUGCACUGUAACAUCCCAGAGCACAGAGACACGGUAGACAGGUGUGUGUGUGAGUGUGUGCACAAAGAAGCAGAGAGUCUGCAGGAAGAGAAGAAGAAACUGCGACAGGAAACCAAACAGCUACGACACACACUGAGACGACACAGGAGUGUGGUGCAGGUGUGUGAUGAGGUGGAGUGUGUGGAGAAAACUUUGCUGAAGAGACGAGCUGAACUCCGGAAGGCUGACAGACUGCUGCUGGAGGUUCAGAGCUGCAUACACGCUUCCAGAGACAAGGCCACUUCAGCUCAGCAGGAGGCCGACGUGUUACAGCGCUGCGUUCAGGACGGCACCUCCCGUCUGCAGGAGGCCACACAGCACAUCAGAGAGCUGCAGGAAGAGGUGGAGGAGCUGAGGAGGAGGAGACAGGAGGAGGAGCGGACUCUGAGGGAGGUGGAGGAGACAGUGAAGAGCAGAGAUCAGAAAUUACAACAACUGGACACAGAAAUGCACUCAGCUACAGACAGAUUAGCUGAUGUGCUGUCAGACCUUCAGGAGUCUCAGAAGCGUUUAGAGUCACUCAACAAUCAGGUGGAGCAGCAGGAGCAGAGGUUGCUGCAGAGGAAGGAGGAGCAUCUAACAGCUGUGAACAGAGUGGAGGAGGUCAGAGAGGAGGAGAGACGCCUGCAGGACACAGUCAGGGAGCUGUUGGAGCAGCAGGAGGCGCUGCUGAGUGAGAAGAGGUCCACAGUGUGCGCUCUGAGAGAGGACGAGCAGAGACUGAUCACAGUGCAGUCUGAUCUCAACACACACAGAACAGAGCUCAAACAGGUCCUCCAGGAGUUGCUUGUAGAGCAGCAGGCGCUGGAGGAAGUGAAAACCAAACGCUCCCAGAGUCUCCAGCGGCUCCGCAAGAAGCAGGAUCAGCUGGACAGGAUACAGGUCGAGGUGGACAGGAUGAGGGACGAGUUGGACGGGACCCAGGAUGAAGUGGACAGGAAGAGAGACGAGCUGGAAAGGAAGCAGGAGGAAGUGGACAAGAAGAGGGACGAGUUGGACAGAAUGAAGGAGGAAGUGGACAGGAAGAGGGAAGAGCUGGCUGAGCUGCAACAGGAAGUUGAGUCCCACAGGAAGCAGGCAGAGAUUUGUCUGAAUGAGACAAAACAACAACGAACAGAACUGCAGGAGCUGCAGGAGGAGCUGAGCAGGAGGAGGGAGGAGAGGAGCAGCAUAAAGGAGCAGUGUAAACACCUGGAGGCCCGACGGAGGCACGCUGACAGGAGUCUGUCAGUGGUGGAGGCGGAGCUUGCUAAACAGACGGAGGAGCACAACCACGCCCAACGUCUCAAACAGGAAGUGGUCAGAGAUACAGCAGCCACUCAGGAGCAGCUUAACGAGAACUCAGAGCUGCUGACUCUGCUCAGUGAACGAGUGGAGGAGAGGAAGAAACAGCUGAUCACCCUGGAGCAGGGGGACAGAGUUCAGGGACGGACAGGACGUCUUCUGAAGUGUUUGUGUUUGCAGGAGCUGAGUGAGUCUCGUCAGCAGCAGCAACAGAGAACAGAAACACUGCAGGAGCUGGACACACACAUACAGCACAGACAGGCGCUGUGUGUCGGACUGGAGGAUGUUAAAGCUGCAGUGUGUCAGUUGGAGGACAGGGGGCGCCGUCUGCAGCUCAACCAGCUCAAGGACGAGCUGCUGGAGGGACAGAAACAGCUGCUCCACAAGGAGGAGGGGCUACAGCGAAAGGAGGAGGAGCUACAUCUGAGAGAGGAGGAGCUUAACCGGAAAGAGGAGGAGCUACAGCAGAAACGUGAGGAGCUUCGUGUGAAAGACGACAAAAGACACAAGAAAGUGGAGGAGGACAGAGAGGAGGAGGAGGAGGAAGAGGAGUCUUUCUACCUGUCUACAGCUGGUCUGAGAUCAGCCUUCAGCACUGAGGAGGAGAGGUGGACGGUUGAGCUUGAGAGAGAAAAACUGAGACAACAAGAGGACCGACUGAAGGCUCGUCUGCGCUGCACUUUGUGGACUCGGCAGGAGACUCUGGAGGAGAGACGACUGGAGACUGAGGACAGUGUACUGGGACUGAAACACAGACUGGACCAGCUGGACUCACUGCUCACACACUGAUGUACACAGAAACAACCCUGAACUACAUUCACUCGCUGUUCUGGAGCUUUAAUGGUUAUAUACAACAUUCUGACACUAGAUGUCGCUCUACAGCUCCAGCAUCUCAGAACAAAGCAGCCCACCGGACUCCAUUUACAAAACCACUGAUUUCACUCAGAUCAUCAUAAGUUCAUUAAAGUGAACAGAAACAGAAUAAAACCAUGUGACUGUAGCUUUACUUCUUUAAACUGACAGCUGCUGGGAAACCACUGUGAUACAGCUCCAAACACUUUCUGCUCUCACUCUCAACCUUAUUCAUCUUCAAUUAUGCAACAGCCAAUCAGAGUGCCAGCUCUACCUAUAAUCAAUAUAUGGAUCUAUUGGUUGCAGCUGAUCACUAAUGUUAGUUUGUGAACUAUAAACACUGAACGCUGGUUUUAUGAGUCAGAAACUCCCACAUGACCUGAAUGCAGCAUCAGUCUUUACAGUAACUGAUUACUUUCUCCAGUAACUAGUAAUGUAACUGAUUACUGUUGUAGCCCCACACUGAUUAGCAUUAGCAUACGUGGAGCAUAAACCAGGUGUGUCUGUGAGAAGCUCGUGGUGCCUUCAGGUCAACAUGUGAAACAGAUUUUACAGCUUUGUUGUAUUUGAUGAUUUUUAUCUUUAAAUAAAGUCUUUGUGAUAAAA
Morone saxatilis (striped sea-bass) is the source of this 4695-nucleotide messenger RNA. RefSeq names its product centriolin (gene cntrl). Lineage: Eukaryota; Metazoa; Chordata; Actinopteri; Moronidae. Gene Ontology annotation, molecular function: U2 snRNA binding; protein binding. Gene Ontology annotation, biological process: mRNA splicing, via spliceosome. The record is from RefSeq and is a predicted model, not a curated record.